Messenger RNA from Bolinopsis microptera, 1450 nucleotides. RefSeq lists its product as uncharacterized. The coding region runs from base 1 to 1383 and encodes 460 amino acids. Gene Ontology annotation, molecular function: protein binding. The transcript is spliced from 3 exons. Lineage: Eukaryota; Metazoa; Ctenophora; Tentaculata; Lobata; Bolinopsidae. The record is from RefSeq and is a predicted model, not a curated record.
AUGGCUCCAAAAAUUAAAGUACCUGCCAACUUUGGUGUAGAACACAUCAACUCUCCUGUACACGGAAAUCUGCUUCUGAAGCUGAGAGAUGGACAAGAAAUCAGAACUAAUUCCAUGAUCAUGUCCUACAACAGUCCUGUUAUUGACAAACUGACCACCAACCUGUUUCAGUCGUCUAUUGAGGUGGAUGAUUUCACAAAACCAGCAGUCGACUGUUUUGUUGAAGCGCUGUACUCUGGUGAAGUUGAUAAACUAGAGAAGGACAUCUUUGAAGAAGUUAACAAAAUGGCACAUGUAUUCGAUGUGUCCUGGUUGACAAAGAGAUGUCUAAAGUUUUACAAAGCAGAAGUCCUGAAGUUUGAGAACAACUCGUACGAAGAGAUGUUAUUUGCUUGUGAGAUUGCUAGCAGGGCGCAUUAUAAUCUGAAAGACAGCAGAUAUGUCAGCUGCUUUGUGAAGAAUGUUACUUUCAGUGGUAACGGUAAAUUUUUCUUCUUACAGAGAUAUAUGGCUGGAUUUUCUAAGCUGUCAAAACGUCGUAUUGACAUGUCCUUAGCUAUUGCUGCAAAUGAUCUCAACAUUAUCGGAAAUUGUUUUGUAACUUACGUUUCCUUAACCUUGGAAUGUAAAGGAUUGGACGAGAAUUCAUUGUACAUGCUUCAAAUACUAGAUGUCCAGAAGUUUAGCCGUACUUUUCCCUCUGAAUUAAAUGAGUUAACGGACUUUCUUGCUGCUAUAACUGAAGAUUCUGAAUGUGCUGAAAUGAAAGCGGUUGUAGAGAAUUUUGUUAAAGGGAGAAAUACUGGAGAGUCAAGUAGCUCUAAAGAAGAGCUAGAAGUUGAUGAAAAUACUGAAGAUGUACAAGACAGUGAUGGUGAGGAUUGUAAAGAUAUUGCUAAUCAAACUGAGGAAAUAGAAUCAGGUUGGAUACAGUGUGUUAGUAACACACACUACACCCUGUCACACUACGAACCAGUACAGAUGAUAACUUACACUACAGAGACAGAUAACAGUAUUCUUGUGGAUUAUACUCUAUCUGGAGAAGGUGGGAGUAGUGAGAAACAUAUUUGGAUUUAUAGAGAUGUUAAAACCUAUCAGUGGAGUUAUGUUAUUGAGGGAUGUACUCCACACAGUGUCAAUAAACAGUUUCUAAAUAAUGUACCAGCUGUUAAACUCAAACACUGGAUAAUAAUCAAAACUUCUACACACCUAAAGGUAGUGUGUAACAGAGUGACAGUUCUCAAUUUCAACUUUGCUACUGACUACACACCAGGUUAUGAGAAUAAUCACCAGGUUUGGUUGAAAAAAUGCAAAAAAAUAAGACUUAUUAAAUAUAGUGUUAGUGAUUUACUUAUUUGGAGACAAUGUGUUAGUCUUGCAUGAAUUGUGAUACAGUUCUGAACAAUCAUCACUGGAAAUAUUUUAAUUAAUUAAUUCUCGUUUCAAGUAA